Messenger RNA from Syngnathus typhle (broad-nosed pipefish), 2806 nucleotides. It is a transcript of the gene vax1, whose product is annotated as ventral anterior homeobox 1. The transcript is spliced from 4 exons. The coding region runs from base 384 to 1304 and encodes 306 amino acids. The record is from RefSeq and is a predicted model, not a curated record. Lineage: Eukaryota; Metazoa; Chordata; Actinopteri; Syngnathiformes; Syngnathidae. Gene Ontology annotation, molecular function: DNA-binding transcription factor activity, RNA polymerase II-specific; DNA binding. Gene Ontology annotation, biological process: neuron differentiation; central nervous system development; brain development.
ACGAUUGAAACGGUCAACUUGACCGGAAACCAAAUGUGACACACCUUACACCCAUUGUCAUAUCUAUUGCGCAAAAUACCGGGCCACAGACGCUAAUGGCUCAAAUCUAAAGAAGCAUUUGGUCAAACGAUAUUUCCAAGCAGGCAUGCUUGAUUGUGUCUGCAACGCGUGUGAAAGCAAGGAAGAAGACAUGGCUUCAACUUUUGCUGCAGGUAGCAGCAGGCUGAGCCGAGCCGAGCCGAGGCGAGCCGAGCUGAGCGCGCAGCAACGUUGACAAUGACGGCGGCCACACAGCAAGCGAGCGAGGCAUCACGAUCAUCCUCCUCACCCGCUCCAGGAAGAAGGAAAAGGAGGCGGCCAAGCUGCAGGUCCAAGAACUGAGUAUGGAGGUCAGGUACAACCAAGAGACAGAAGCAACGGUGCUGAAGAAGGGACUUAAGGAGGGCAGAGACGGAAAGGACUCACAGGGCAGUUUGUCCGAAAGCUUUCUAAAGGAGCAACAAAGCUCUUUUUCCUCCUCCGGGACGGUGGAAAACUGCGAGAAAAACAGGGGGAGCAACGCAGACCCGGACUACUGUCGGAGAAUACUUGUGCGAGAUGCGAAAGGCUCCAUCCGAGAGAUUAUCCUACCAAAGGGUUUGGAUUUGGACCGGCCCAAAAGAACCCGCACCUCUUUCACUGCAGAGCAGCUCUACAGGUUAGAGAUGGAGUUUCAGAGGUGUCAGUACGUUGUGGGAAGGGAGCGAACCGAAUUGGCCCGCCAGCUCAAUCUGUCCGAAACUCAGGUAAAGGUUUGGUUCCAGAAUCGGCGCACCAAGCAGAAAAAAGACCAGGGGAAAGACUCGGAGCUGCGCUCAGUGGUGUCGGAGACGGCGGCGACCUGCAGUGUCCUGAGAUUGCUGGAGCAGGGUCGGCUUCUCACGCCCUCGAGCCUGCCGGGCAUCUUGCCCCACUGCGGGAGCGGCGCUUUGGGCUCUGCCCUGCGGCCCCCAUCCAUCAGCAUGGGCGGCAAUAGCGGCAGCGGCGGCGGCGACGGGAGCCCGACCCUACCCGCCGUCAGCGGCUCCGGCACGGUGCCCGGGCUGCAGAGCUCGGCGGCGGCGGCUCACGGCUUGUUUAGCUUCCCCGUGCCCUCCUUACUCAGCGGCGUGGCCAGCCGCAUGUCGUCGAACCCGCUGAGCGUGGCCAGUUCAUUGGCCGGCAAUCUGCAAGAACUCUCGGCCCGCUAUUUGAGCUCUUCAGCUUUUGAGCCUUACUCGCGGACCAAUGGCAAAGAAUCCAUGGAGAAGAAGAUUGUGGACUGACGCACUGUUUUCACAUGUAUGCUUUUGGCUUUACCUGUCUUUGUUUUGGUUCCAUCUGUCUACAGUGUUCUGUAAAUGUCUGCUAAUCAUCUCGAUCCAUAUCCUUUGAAAAUGUUUAUGAUGGAGUGAUUUAGAGAGGCCGUUUUCAAAUCUUGACACCUUGACGUAUUCCUUGGAGAAAUUGGAGGAGCGAGCGCACACCGCAUAGGCUUUCAAAAGAUACAAGAGAUGUGUGUCUUGACGGUGUAAUAUUCUUUCAUUGUAUUGCCUAGGUCAAAUGAGACCCACCACGUGCGUGAGUAGUUGUAGAGAAGAGAAAGAAGCCAUUUUUGUCCCUCAAUCCCUCCCAAACCCCCCAGCGGAAGCAAAUCACAGUCAGUCAGUCACAGUCAGUCACAGUCAGUCUCAGUCACAGUCAGUCACAGUCAGUCACAGUCAGUCACAGUCAGUCUCAGUCACAGUCAGACAGUCAGACAGACAGUCAGACAGUCAGACAGACAGUCAGACAGACAGUCAGUCAGUCAGUCACAGUCAGACAGUCACAGUCAGACAGUCACAGUCAGACAGUCACAGUCAGACAGUCACAGUCAGUCACAGUCAGUCACAGUCAGUCACAGUCAGUCACAGUCAGUCAGUCAGUCAGUCACAGUCAGUCAGUCACAGUCAGUCAGUCACAGUCAGUCACAGUCACAGUCAGUCAGAGUCACAGUCAGUCAGAGUCACAGUCAGUCAGAGUCACAGUCAGUCAGAGUCACAGUCAGUCACAGUCAGUCAGAGUCAGUCACAGUCAGUCAGGGGCCUCUUGUAGUAUAUUCAUUGGGUGGUGAGAAAGCUGACUUGAAGCAAAAGAAAGGAAAUUGUCUUCUGAAGACCGGGAUCUUUUUUUUCUCGACGCAUCUGCGGCUGGCGUUGGUUGUUGUCCUCAAGUUGCAGUAGCUAACCUUUCCGUUUGAUCAUUUUUCCUCGUCUGUGAUUUCAGUAGCAUUGUGAGUGGCUUUUGCUGUAUAGUCUGCAAGAAAAGGCUUGCUUUUCAAAACCCAGCACCAAUAGUGUGCUGCUUGCUGUGAUGAUCACCAAAAUGGGAAAAGGUUUCGCAGCCUUGAAGAAAUCCCGUCAGCUCCUUUGUGAAAUCAGCGGCCAUUCGGGCAGAAACAAAUGAUUGUAGUGCAAGUGAGAUGUAUGUUGUUAUUUUAUUGUAAAUGAUUCCAUUUUGUAAUGAUGACAUGAUUAGUACCCUUUUCUGGGAAUCAAGGAUGAAUGAAUGAAUUGAGUAAUCUGUUAAAAGCUAUUUGGUGCUGUACUGUGAGAUUUGUCAAACGUGGAGUACAAAUGUGGAUAUAUAUACUAUAUAUCUAUAUCUAUAUAUACUGUAUACUGUCGGGCAUUCUGUUGGACUACACGCGUUGCCGUUCUUUUUUUUUUUUUGAAUUCCCAUUCGUCAAGUUAAUUGAUCCAUUCCAUGACUGUUCCAGUACAUCCAAUACAUGGUGGUUUGAUACGUA